This is a messenger RNA of Tachyglossus aculeatus (Australian echidna), 1331 nucleotides long. RefSeq names its product non-homologous end joining factor 1 (gene NHEJ1). The coding region runs from base 2 to 940 and encodes 312 amino acids. NCBI's taxonomy places the organism in Eukaryota, Metazoa, Chordata, Mammalia, Monotremata, Tachyglossidae. Gene Ontology annotation, biological process: double-strand break repair via nonhomologous end joining. Gene Ontology annotation, molecular function: DNA end binding. The record is from RefSeq and is a predicted model, not a curated record. Gene Ontology annotation, cellular component: DNA ligase IV complex; nucleus. The transcript is spliced from 7 exons.
GAUGGAGGAGCCGGAAGACGACCUGCUGUGCCGCCCCUGGGCCUGGCUUCAACUGCCUGGGGACUCGCUGCUGGCCAAAGCCCAUUUCACCGACCGCGGCUACACCCUGCUGCUCUGCGACCUCCAGCACGCCUGGCUCGAGAGGGUCGACUCGGAUCUGGUCAGCAGGAGGGCCAAGGAGCUGAACAAGCGGCUGACGGCCCCCCCGGCUGCCUUCCUGUCGCGCCUGGACGGCCUGCUGCGCUCCGCCCUGGGGGAUGGGGGAGACCCCCACCCCGGCGGGGACCCCCGGCCCGGCCAGUCGCCCCCCGAGACCACCUUCCGCUGCGCCCGCGCCGCCGGGACCCUCACGCUGAGCGUGGGCAGCCAGCUGGCCGGCCUGCCCUUCCGCUGGGAUUUCCACUGCGCCCCGGCCCCCUCCAGCCUGGUGUUUGAGCAGCUGGUGCGGCCCCUGAUGGGUAUGAGCCUGGCAUUGCAGAGCCAGGUGCGAGAGCUGGCGGGCCUCCUGCGCCUCAAGGACACCCAGAUCCAGGACUACGAGGACGGCGGGGCCACGCUCAGCCGAGAUCGUCUGAAGACGGAGCCGUUCGAUGAAGAUGCCUUCCAGGAGCAAUUCGUCGCCGAGAGGUUUCCGGCGGCCUGCAGCUGGAGGGACGGGCGGCCCCUCGCCCACGGCCUGCAGCCCCUCUACGGGGCCGUCACAGCGGCAGAAGUGGCAGCGGCCCCCCGACGCCGCCCCGACGCCCCCGGAGAUGACCACAGUCCAGAGCCCGACGACGACGAAGCCGCCCCUCAGCCCGGGAACUCCCCUCCCUCCGUCCCGGCCCAGGCCUCACCCGAAGCCCUCCUCACACUCCAGAGCCCUCCGAUGCCGCCCCCGAGACCCCGGCCCCUCAAGGUCAGAGCCAAGAAGAAGAAACCGCAAGGCCUGUUCCGCUGAGAGCCACCCCAGGACAGCGCCCACCCGGUGAUUUCCCGCUGGGAGGCCGGGACUCCCUGCUCCAGAGACCCCCGGGAAGAGCGGAUCCCGACGGAGGUUCGGGCCCCCCCCCGGCCUGGCCUCCCCCUUCCCUCCUGGCCUUUCCCCGACGCGCUGGCCGGACCGGCCGGCUUGGGGUGCCAAGUGGAGAGUCUCCCACCUUUGGGGCGGGACCCUCCCCAGUCCCCCCGCAUGCCCCAGAAGUUCCCCAGCCUCGUGCCACGCUCACAGUCCGGCCCCCGGCCCCCAAGGAUGAGCCCAGGACUAGCCCUUCCUGCCCUCCUGCCUUCUGACUGUGGAAUAAAACCCCGUCUCUGCGCUCCCGUUGGUCGGCUGCCAUCGUACUGACCAC